ACUCGGUCUUCCCAUCUGCACGCUCAUUUCGUCAAGCAAGUUUUAUUACAAACUUUAAGAUUUUUAAAUAUUGUGUUUUACCAUUGAUAUAAAAAAUAAGUUUGUCCAUCACACCUAUUGGCACACUGAGGGCAGUGUGCAAAUUGCAGCCAAUAUACUGCCCAGUCGAGUAACUGUGGCGGCCACCGGACUAAACUGGCAUCCGGAACAUGCAUUGUCGAUGGUGAACGGAAUUGGGCUGCCGCAUAGUUGUGAUUCUGCUGUUCAUGUGACAAACGGUGUUGGACCAUUUUCUUCAAUAUCUACACAACAUACACAACAGCAGCAGUUGCUUAUAGACAACAUAAACAAUUGCAAUCGACAACAAGUAGACUACGAUUACACACAACAAUAUUCAGUGACAUUUCCCAUCACUGAACUGGAACAGCGUGAGACGCUUAAUCUUGAUUUCAACACUCCAACACAAUCAUUACCGGAUCGACGUCUGGAAACCAUACAACGUGCCUUGGACUUGAUUUACGAGAUCUUCGAGAAUCUGCAACCGGACAGACUGUUGGACAUUCUGCUGCUGCAGCGUAAACUGAACGAUGUACGCGAUUAUCUGUUAGCUGAAAGUCAAGAAAUAUCGCCGGCAUUCAAUACCGCUUUGCUGCUAAACGAGCUCGAUCAAAUAUUAACUGCGGUAUCCUCCAAAAUCGAUAGCGCAAUCUCAAAUCACGAUUCGAUGGGAUUUGAUCUGUUAAGCAAGAUUCGUCACUGGUUUCUGCCGGCCGGACGAAACAACGCCAAGGAUUCAUCCAAUCCUUCUGUCGACGAAAUUGAAUCUAACCGCAAGCGCUGCCAUCAAAGUGGAAGCAACGAAGCCACAGCAGAACGUCUGAUUAAAUAUCGUCGAGUGGAUAACACAUUUCCCAAAUAUAUGCCGAAUGACGUGGAUGACUACAGCCACAUGGCGGAUCCCAAGCAGCGAAAGGAUCAGGAUAGCAAUACUGCAAUGCAAUGUCAGCCCCAAAAGCGUCUUUCGAUAUUCAGCGCGCCACAGACGCGUCAAGUCCGCGUCCGCAAUAAUCAAACAACGGCAAUCGAUCUUUCCGACUGUGAGGAACAGGAGCAUAGUGAGAGCAAUAUGUAUCAAGCGUUUUCCGAUCGACUCGGCGUAGAUGUGCCAGGGAUGUCGCGUGACUUUGGACGCGUUCCUUUGGCGAGCAGACCACUGUACUCGGAUGCAGUGCGCUAUAGUAUAAAUGGUUUUGGAGGUGACCUGAACUAUCCACGUCCAUCCAGCAGCCCCUCAUCAUCCGAGGCUCGUUUAAAUGGUCAUGCCAAUCACAUUUAUGACUCGAGUGCCAACAAAGACAAUUUGUUGGCGUUGGAGGAUCAGCGCAAUGAGCGUAACCAGUAUAUUAAUCUAAUCAACAAUCUUACCCUGCGCGAGCAUGAGCCAACUCCUCGUCGCUCCGUCACAGCUCGUGGCAAUGAGAAGCCGCCAACUCCACCAGGUCUGCAGCGUAUCAGCGAUAGUGCCGACGAUUGGCUACGCGGCCUCAUUAAGAACAAGCCAGAGCCGGAGCCACGUGCACAAUUUAAUUUUAACCGCUCCGAGUACUCCAAGCUGUUAGACAGUAAAUCAAGAAACCAAUAUGAACAACAACAUACACCAGCAAUUGCUAGGAAACCGCCUCCAGAACUUGUCAAGUGCUACAACAUCGACAGCAGCGUCUCCGGCAUAAGUUUUGGUUGUGAAAAACCGGUGAUUACUAUCACGGACGACGAUCAUUAUGGAAACAUUACCAAUAAAUCGCAAUUGGUUGCGCAGUCGUCGGCUUUGAUAUCCCGUCCGUUGACCAAGGCAUUGCAGCAGCGUCAAAGCACAUGCAUAUAUUUAGACGAUAACUAUGCAAUGGUCUUUAACGAGAAAUGUGCACGUGCCCAUGAGCAGUCGAAAUUAGCCAAGCAAUUAGUUCUUGAGGAAGCUAAGAAAACAACCGAAGACCGUCGUUCCUAUGAGCAACAGUUGCGUGAAAAGCUGACCAAGCGACGUCUCAUUGGCAGAAGCAUAUUACUCGUGGACUCGUUUUUAACAGCGGAGGAUGCCGAGCCCGAAAUUCUGCCAUUCACGGAAGAACAUCAACAGCGUUACAAUGAGCUUGUCCAUGGCCCGGCCCAAAUGGUACUUGUUUCCAAAUUCAGUCUGAACAUAACACGCAAUGACAUUCGCACACUGAUAGGCAGCUGCUGGCUAAACGAUGAGAUUAUUAAUUUCUAUAUGAAUUUAAUCACCGAUCGUUCUCAGAACAAGCAGGGAAAAUUGCCAAGUGUUUAUGCAAUGAACACAUUCUUCAUACCGCGCCUCUUGCAGAACGGUCACAGCGCCGUGAAACGCUGGACCCGCAAAGUUGAUCUAUUCAGCAAGGAUAUUAUUCCAGUGCCAGUUCACGUUGGCGGUGUCCAUUGGUGCAUGGCCAUUAUUCACAUGAAGAAUAAAACAAUUCGCUAUUAUGAUUCAAUGGGCAAGCCCAACCAGAUGGUGUUGAACGCCCUGGAGACGUACUUGCGUGAGGAGUCGCUGGACAAACGUAAACUGCCAUUUGAUACCAGUGAUUUUAAGAUUGAGAAUGUGCAAAAUGUACCACAACAGACAAAUGGCAGCGAUUGUGGUGUCUUCAGUUGCAUGUUCGCCGAGUAUAUAACACGCAACAAGCCGCUCAACUUCUCACAGGAGCACAUGGAAUACUUCCGCAAAAAGAUGGUGCUUGAAAUCUGCAGUGGCGAGCUCUGGAUGUAAUGUUCCCUACACAACAAACAUUUUAUAUAUAUAUAUAAAGCAGAUAAUGUCCUUAUCAUUCAUAAGUUAAAGUAGACCUUCGAAGUUCUUUAAAAUAAUUUAUUUAUUAUGUCGAGGGCGCGAGAAAUAGCCAACGUCGUCUAUAAUUAAUAUUAGUUAAUCUUAGCAUAUACAGUUCUUUCACCAUUUCUUUUUGAAACAUUUUUUUUCCAUCGUCACGGGUUUACAACAAAUACACAUGAUACCAUACUAAACCAUACCAUACAUAGCAAUGAAAAAUUCAAAACAAUACUCAGUUCUGUUUGCUUUUUCUCUCCGUGUAAGUAAUUGCGGUGUACUAAAGUUUAGCAUUUAAGCCAUCAACUUAGAUAUACAUAGCAAGAGAUACAAUAAAACUACAACAAACUCAAUAAACUACUAUUGUAAUAACGUCAACCCGUGUAAUAAAUAAAGAAACAACACAA
Drosophila innubila is the source of this 3249-nucleotide messenger RNA. It is a transcript of the gene Ulp1, whose product is annotated as sentrin-specific protease. Lineage: Eukaryota; Metazoa; Arthropoda; Insecta; Diptera; Drosophilidae. The record is from RefSeq and is a predicted model, not a curated record. Gene Ontology annotation, cellular component: nucleus. Gene Ontology annotation, biological process: protein desumoylation. The transcript is spliced from 7 exons. Gene Ontology annotation, molecular function: deSUMOylase activity. Bases 221 to 2785 code for a protein of 854 amino acids.